Silurus meridionalis is the source of this 612-nucleotide messenger RNA. Its product is annotated as otospiralin-like. The transcript has 4 exons. The record is from RefSeq and is a predicted model, not a curated record. NCBI's taxonomy places the organism in Eukaryota, Metazoa, Chordata, Actinopteri, Siluriformes, Siluridae. Gene Ontology annotation, biological process: sensory perception of sound. The coding region runs from base 111 to 479 and encodes 122 amino acids.
CUGUGAGGUGCCAUACAGUGGUCUACAGAGAAGAAUGAUACUAGCUUCUGUCUAUAAUUUUCCCAUCUUGGGUUCUGUUAGAAAAUCUCUCCGGUGUAGAGCGUUUUUGUAUGAGCUGCACUGGUCUCAUCUCCAGGUGGAAUUACAGCAUGUCUCAUCAGAGAGUCUUGAUGUUACUCUGCACUGUGAUUCUGCUUCCUCUCUCUAUAGCAGUCUCUUACUCAGGAGCUGAAAGUGGAGAGGGCUCUCUUGAUUUAUCACAAGAUAUUGUGAGCAAGAGCGACCACCAGGAGACGUACAUCAUGCCAUACUGGAACAUGUGGAGUUCAGACUUCUUUGGCUGGAUGGAGGAGUUAAGAGCUCAAGGGGCAUAUGAUACACUCGUGGACUUGGCAAGAACCUAUUGGGCUCAUUUUCCUUUGACCAGCUAUUUAGGUUAUGGCCUUCAUCCUGAACAGUCAGAGGAUACUAACAACUGACAGCAUCUGGAUAUUGUCUGUGUGCUUCCUGGUUCUUUAAACAGCUGAGUAGAGUUUAUGAUUUUGUAUAUUUGCUUUGUAUAGCCUCUUAAAGCUUUUAUUAACUAAACCAAAUUUACAUACAACUAUACAC